AUGUCGUCACACGGCAAAUUAGUAAGGAAAGCUGAAGAUCUUCAAGAGGACUUGUCGUGGGAUUCCCAUAUUAAACAUGUGCUAAUAGAACUCGAAAAGAUUUAUUUUCAGCGCAUUAGGCCAAUAGAGGUGAAGUUUGACUACGAUAUGUGCUGUCCUUCGUGGUUUGGGGAAUCCAUGGUGCAAAAGAAGCCAUUCAUCACGUUCUUAGGACCCUUCUCAGCGGGAAAGUCUACGUUCAUAAAUUACCUUUUACAAGGUAAUCUAUUAUCCACAGGUCCUCAACCUGUGACGGAUCGGUUCACCGUAAUUUCCCAUGCGAAAGACGUACAAAAAAUACCUGGCCGCGUUUUGAUGGCUGACUCCAAGCAGCCUUUUCGUGGCCUCAAUCAAUUUGGUGGUGUAUUCGGAGAGGUAUUGGAGGGUAUUACACAUCCUCACCCCAUCCUGCAAUCUGUUACACUCAUUGAUACACCGGGUGUUUUGGAAACCGCGGGGAAUGCUCACAGUCGUCGAUAUGACUACGUUAACGCUUGUCGGUGGUUUGUGGAGAAAAGCGACCUUGUGUUUGUCAUGUUUGACCCAACGAAACUAGAUUCUGGGGAGGAGUUACGUGCUGUGUUUCAGCAAGCCCUGAGAGGACAUGAAAGUAAAAUCCGUAUUAUUUUGAACAAGGCUGAUACGGUGGAGCCACAAGAACUUAUGCGCGUGUAUGGCGCAUUGUUUUGGAAUCUCUCAGCCCUUGUCGCUACGACAGAGCCACCGCGCGUUUUCAUUUCAAGUUUCUGGGAACAGCCGUACCGCAUGGGCACAGAUCAUGAACUAUUUACGGAAGAAAAGGCGGACCUUAUUUACCAUAUAACAACGGUAGUCCCCAUGCAGGCCCUUGACCGACGUGUGGCUUCUGUGCUUCAGCGCGCAACUCGAGUAAUUGCGUUUGCGAUUCUCUGCGCCACUUAUAAAACCAAGAUGCCCUCGCUGUUUGGUAAGGCUAAGGCAAGGAAACAGUUUAUUGAAGAUCUACCACAGAUAUGUGAAGACCUGGCGAACAAGUACCGCUGCAGUGUUGCUGAUUUCCCGAAGAAAGAGGUACUGGAGAAUUUUUUUUCGAGGGCUAAAACUAGUGACUUCUUUGACAUGAAUCAACUGCUGAAACGGAAGUGGAUAGAGCUUAUGAGGAUCACAGUAGACCGGGACCUUCCAAUGUUGCUGAAGCCCCUUGAAGAAUCGGCCGUUGUUGAUCCCAAUGAUCGUAAGCAUGCCCUCCUUCUCCAGCGAGAAUACUUUAAAAGGAUGUCCAUGGAAGCCCAUGGUCAGCUGUUUGUCGAGGACGUUUGUCAGAACUUAGGUACUGUGCCCAUGAUUCAGAGCCAGUUCACGGAUCGGCCGGCCAUCUGUGAUGUACCCGCGAAUAACACGUCGAUGCAACUGCAGAGCACAGCUCCACCCAACGGCGCAGGUGGAAACGUUAACCAGGAACAACUUGCGGUGAUGAUGCAAAUGAUGCAAACGAUGAUGGCCGCCCAGCAAGGGCAGAAGCCGAGUCCACAACAGCAAGGGGUUCCGUUGAUCUCACAACAAGCUUACGCACCCCAGCAGGUGCAACCAGAGCAGGGAGGGCCGCUGUUUCCGCCGUCGCAGCAGAUCUCUACAACCACGCAACAGAUGAAUCCGUACCAACAGAUGCAAACAAUGGAUACACUUCAACAGGGCGUACCACAGUUUCCGCCGUCGCAGGUCUGUAUCGAAAUGCCACAGUCUAACCCAUAUCAGCAGGGGCAACCAACAUUUAUGCCUUACGGAGGUUUCCCAUCGGAUCCCCAAGGACAGGGACUUCCACAGAAUCCACAGCAGCAGGGACAAUUGUUUCCUUAG
Messenger RNA from Trypanosoma brucei brucei TREU927, 1875 nucleotides. Its product is annotated as sarcoplasmic reticulum glycoprotein, putative. NCBI's taxonomy places the organism in Eukaryota, Euglenozoa, Kinetoplastea, Trypanosomatida, Trypanosomatidae. The transcript has a single exon. Gene Ontology annotation, molecular function: GTP binding. The coding region runs from base 1 to 1875 and encodes 624 amino acids. The record is from RefSeq and is a predicted model, not a curated record.